ACUUCAAGUUACAUAUACAUGUAUUUCAGUAAGAAUGGGGCAUAAAGGUCACAUGGUGUAGACGCAAUUAUAAAUAUUAUUUUUUUAGUGUUUUUUGGGUACUUAUAUUUAAAAGACCCAAAUGAGCUAAAUUAAAUUGUUAAUAUAUUGAACUGUUUUGUAGUUAAGAUGGAGAGCUGUAAGAGUGUACGAGAAUAUUACAAAGGCAAAACUAUCUUCAUAACGGGUGCUACAGGAUUCUUUGGGAAAGCUCUCAUCGAAAAAUUGUUGCGCAGUUGCCCAGAUAUUCGUCAUAUUUAUGGGUUAGUAAGAACAAAAAAAGGAAAAACUUUGAAUGAAAGAAUCGAGCACCUGUUUUCUAAUCCGAUAUUUGAUUUGUUGAGAGAUACCAAACCUGAGUCAUUUAGUAAAGUCACAUUUAUUAACGGCGAUGUCUGUGAAGAAAAUUUAGGUUUGUCCAAUAGUGAUAUGAAAAUGUUAAUCGAAAAUGUAAACAUCAUAUUUCAUACUGCUGCCUCUGUUAGAUUUGAUGAUUUUUUGGGAGAUGCAAUACAAAUAAAUUUAAGAAGUUCGCGAGAUUUGGCACUGAUGGCACUAAAAAUGGAAAAAUUGGAGGUUUUUGUUCAUGUAUCUACAGCUUAUGCUAGUGUAACUAAAAGAAAAAUAAUUCCAGAAGAGCUGCUUCCAGUUCAUGAUGACUGGAAAGAAAUGAUCUGCCUGGCUGAAAAAAGCGAUACAAAUAUAUUAAACUAUUUGAGUCAUAAAAUUGUUGGGAAAUAUCCUAAUACUUAUACUUACACCAAACACUUGGCAGAGCAUUGUAUCAACGAUUUGUUGGGAGCCAAAGUUCCUACAGUUAUUGUGAAACCUACUGUAGUGUCUAGUUCCAUUACUGAACCCAUGCGAGGCUGGACAGAUAAUUUUAAUGGUCCAAUAAGCAUUGCCCUCGGAUCUUGUUCUGGAGUGCUAAGGAUAUGCUUGGCUGAUAUGAACGCAGCUGUUGAUUAUGUGCCAGUAGAUACAAUAGUUAAAGCGUUAAUACUAUCUGCUUGGAAAACUGCACAAACGCCAUUGACAGCUACUGAAGUGAUACAACCGAGCGCCUUCGGUUUCAAGAAAUAUUCUAUGAAAUUAAUUGUGGAUAUUGGCAGCCAAGUAUGGUACAAAUAUCCCCUAGACGUGCAAAUUUGGUACCCGAAUGUUAAGUUUACACAAAGUUUGAUUUAUUACUAUAUUAAUGCAGUUUUAUUUCAUCUUAUACCAGCAGUAUGUAUCGAUUUGCUUCUGAGACUAUUUCGAUGCAAACCAAUUUUAUUCAAACUUCAUAGAAAAAUAUGCGCGGCAAACUUGGCUAUAAGCUAUUUUCUUGAGAACGAAUGGGACUUUUUGAAUAGCAAAGCUCUAAGCUUAGUUGAUGGUUUGGAUGGGUCAGAAAAGGAAGAUUUCAAAUAUGUAUUUAUAACUGAUAAUGAAGUUGAAUAUCUGAAAUGGAAUACCAUAUCCGCUAAAUGGCUCCUAUUGGGACAAAGUAAACAUGUCAAACCAUCUGCAGUUAAAAUAAACAGAGGAUUCUAUUAUUUAGACAAAAUUUGUAAAGGAAUCUUUUAUAUAUGGUUAAUUUGGCUUGUUUUCUUCAAAUACCACAUACAAACAACUUUUUUCGAAGCCACUUCAAACUACUGGAACAGAUUAGGACAGCAAUAAUAACAAAUCAACAAGAAUCACAUUCUGUAUUGUUAAAAUAAUAGAA
Messenger RNA from Sitophilus oryzae (rice weevil), 1750 nucleotides. RefSeq names its product fatty acyl-CoA reductase 1-like. Gene Ontology annotation, molecular function: alcohol-forming very long-chain fatty acyl-CoA reductase (NADP+) activity. The record is from RefSeq and is a predicted model, not a curated record. Gene Ontology annotation, biological process: long-chain fatty-acyl-CoA metabolic process. The coding region runs from base 169 to 1704 and encodes 511 amino acids. NCBI's taxonomy places the organism in Eukaryota, Metazoa, Arthropoda, Insecta, Coleoptera, Curculionidae. Gene Ontology annotation, cellular component: peroxisome. The transcript is spliced from 9 exons.